This is a messenger RNA of Parathielavia appendiculata, 727 nucleotides long. RefSeq lists its product as uncharacterized. Bases 50 to 355 code for a protein of 101 amino acids. The transcript has a single exon. The record is from RefSeq and is a predicted model, not a curated record. Lineage: Eukaryota; Fungi; Ascomycota; Sordariomycetes; Sordariales; Chaetomiaceae.
GUUUGUUCCUGCAUUGAAGUUAGUGUCCCCUCCGAAACCGCGGCCCCCCAUGCGAGUCCACACUUCCUGGUUCACCGAGAGCUUAGCUCUGCGACUGUUUCAUCCAAGUUGGGUCACUUGCCAGGCCUUAUCUGAUGGCCUUCCAGAUCGGGCCAGGGUCGAGUUGCGUUGUGGUCUGCCCUUCUCCCCUACUUUCGACCACGGCCGCUACCAGACGCAUAGGGUACACUCGUCAAUCUUCAAAGCGAUAGAUCCUCCUGCCAGGAUCUGGAUAGUUCAUGCUCUGCCAAGAAGGCCGUCAUGGGCUCUUGUUAGUGACUCGGUUCGUUCAUACCAGCUGCCGAAUCAAGUAUGACGACCGGGUUCGUGCUACAUGAACUUUCCACUCGUAGACUGCGAGGCCGAUUAUAUCAUGUCUUGGGCGGCCGUACAUCAUGAUAUAAUGCGAAGUGUAGAAAGUGUCAUUUAACCUCCCAUUCCUAUAGCUCUAAGCGAGGCGUUCACAUGUCUGACUCAGUCUGGAGAGACCAGGACAAUGACUAGUAUUGUCAACCUAAAACUCCAUCGUGAGACCUGCUAUGAGACCUUGCGAAACAGGUUACUUGCACUUGAUCUUGCCUCUCCCGGUAUGAACAGACGCCGAUAUUAUUUUAGGGAGAGUGGUUUUUUUGAUAGUCAUUCGUAGCACGCUGAGGUGGGUUAUUGGUAACCGUAAGGUACUAGUAGU